This is a messenger RNA of Pollicipes pollicipes, 665 nucleotides long. Its product is annotated as protein catecholamines up. NCBI's taxonomy places the organism in Eukaryota, Metazoa, Arthropoda, Thecostraca, Pollicipedomorpha, Pollicipedidae. The record is from RefSeq and is a predicted model, not a curated record. The transcript has 2 exons. Bases 24 to 278 code for a protein of 84 amino acids.
GAGUCCCGAAGCUUGAGCCGAAGAUGAAGACGGCAGUCAUCGUUGCCUUGCUCCUGGUGUGCUUCAUCAUGGCCACGCAUGCAGAUCACCUUAUCGAUCCGGGGUGCGACGAGGAACACCCGCACCGGCAUUGUCACGGCCCCGACGAAACGGACUGCGACUGCGAGGCUGACCACCUUGACGACCACCACGACCACGGCCACGACCACGGCCACGACCACGACAAAGGCCACGACAAAGGCCACGGCCACGACCACGACCACAGCCACGAUCACUGAGGCCCACCCUGCAUCGUUGGCAGCGCCGAGGCGUCGCCCCCCGCCCCUCGACCCAGGCUCAGCUGGAAGUUGGAGCGGUUUCAGCGGCGGAAUACGGCAGAGGACGGCGGCCCGGGCGCACGGCUGAGCUGCUGACCGCAGACUCUCCUCGCUGCUCAGUUUACUGAAGGUGUGUAGCAGGGGGGGGGGGGGGGGGAUGGCGCAAAGUGGCGCAGUUUUUCAGAUGCCAUCAGAGCUUAUGCGCCACGUCGCCACUUUACCAAAGUUGUUGGAAACGAGGCACCGUGGUGCGGUAGCAUUGCCCAUACCUGCGCUCGAACCACUGGAUUUGUCUGACCAUGUCACUGAUCGUGCAAUUUGUCAGCAGAAUACAAGAUUAUCAUUUGA